Messenger RNA from Fusarium musae, 1053 nucleotides. RefSeq lists its product as uncharacterized. The transcript is spliced from 4 exons. Bases 1 to 1053 code for a protein of 350 amino acids. The record is from RefSeq and is a predicted model, not a curated record. Gene Ontology annotation, molecular function: oxidoreductase activity, acting on the CH-OH group of donors, NAD or NADP as acceptor. NCBI's taxonomy places the organism in Eukaryota, Fungi, Ascomycota, Sordariomycetes, Hypocreales, Nectriaceae.
AUGUCACCAAUUCACACCACGUCAUUCACCAUCCCAAAGGGAUCAACCGUUCUUGUCACUGGUGUCAACGGUUUUAUUGGUUCCCAUGUCGCCAAUGAAUUUCUACAGCGCGGAUACGAGGUCCGAGGAACAGUCCGCGAUACUACCAAGGCAGCAUGGAUCAAAGACUUGUUGCAUCAGCAAUACGGCAAAGACACCUUCACCCUCUGGCCUGUUGCCGAUUUGACUUCUCCUCAUGCUUUUGACAAGGUGAUCAAAGGCGUGGCAGCAGUAGUUCACGUCGCUUCGCCGCUAGGCCUCGACUCCGGCACCGGUACAAUGAUCCCUGAUGCCAUCGCUAGCGCCCUCAACGCUCUAAAAGCAGCCAACAGUGAACCAAGCGUAAAGCGCUUCGUAUACACCAGCUCUUCAACCGCAGCAGUCUUUCCCGAGGCAGGAAUCCCGGCCAUAGUGGAUUCGAAUACCUGGAACGACAAGGCACUUUCACUACUACAGAACUCAGCCUCGGCACCUGAAUGGUAUGUUGCGUAUGCCGCUAGCAAGGUUGAGGCGGAGCGAGCCGUAUGGGACUUUUAUCACAAUGAUAUGACGCGUCGUUCGGAUCUGGUGGUCAAUACAGUACUUCCCAGCACAAACUUUGGUAAAAGCCUGGAUUGGAAGCAUCAGGGCUACCCAUCAACAUCAGGAUUCGUCAGGACUUUAUGGAGCGGCACGGCUCUGGAAUCACUGACCAAUGCGUUACCUCAAUAUUUUAUCGAUGUACAAGAUGACGCAAAACUUCACGUCGCGGCCACUCUAUUGCCCGACGUACAAGGGGAAAGGAUCUUCCCUUGGGCAGAAACAUGGAAUCUAGACCAAAUCCUAGCCAUUCUACGGGCGCAGAACCCUGACAGAACUUUUGUCAAAGACUUUCAGGCCAUGCGCUAUCUAGCAGAUAUCGAAGAGCCGAGGUCACGCUGUAUACAACUUUUGCAGGCACUGGGUGAGUCUGGUUUCACUUCUCUAGAGGAAAGCAUCCGGCUGAACAGUGAGGACUUGGCUCGAGCUGCGUGA